AUGUUGUUUGCACUGGCACUGUUUCACUUCUCGCUAGCUUCAGCUCAGUUUAAUCCACACUUUAAACCGGGGCGCCAUACGAUAGUGCAACUGUUUGAAUGGCGUUACGAAGAUAUCGGACGCGAGUGUCGGACGUACCUCGGACCGAAUGGAUUCGGCGCAAUUCAGUUAUCACCAGUCAACGAGGUGAGCGAUGGAGGUAAAUCCGCUAGUUGGGCAGAUCGAUAUGAACCUGUUUCGUACGAGCUGACAAGUCGCUCUGGAAACGAGUCGGAAUUGCGGUCAGCAAUAGACGAGUGCAACAAGGCCGGUAUUCGAGUAAUAGUGGAGGUAGUGCUUAACCAUAUGGCACGUCCCGAAAAUGGUUCCACUGCCACGAUACGUGGAACGGCAGGCUCUACCGCGAAUCCUACCGUCCGUGAUUAUCCAGAUGUUCCAUAUAGCACGGCAGAUUUCCAUGAACCAUGCCGUAUCGUGAACCCGGAAGAUUCACACGAGUUGCGCAACUGCUGGAAGGAAAACCGGCCUGAUCUGAAUCACGGUCUGUUGCGUGUUCGUGAACGUAUUUUGGACUUCCUCAACCGAUUGUUGACAUUCGGUGUAGCGGGAUUCUUCGUCGAUUCUGCGCUAUAUAUGUGGCCACACGAUUUGCAAGCUGUGUUUACUAAACUUCAAAACCUAAGCACAAAUGGCGGGGUGUUUCCACUUGGUAGUAGACCGUUUAUCUGUCUUGAUCUAUCCUACCACGGCUUAACCGGAGCGGAAGAAUCGUUGCAAGCCAGAUGGAAAGAGUACGCUGAUCUCGGAGUUAUCGCACAGGACCGAUUUGCGUACGAUAUUGGAGAUGUGCUGCUAAAAAGGAAGCCUUUCCAUUACUUCGUCCACUUGGGCACUCGGCUUGGGUACGUACCACGGGAGAAGGCACUGAUUUACGUCAACAAUCCACAGCUUCAGCGACUGCCGGAUGCAGAUGGUGAUCUUUGGGUAGUGUCGGUAGGCAAAAGAAGAGCGUACCAAAUCGGGCUUGCCUUUAUGCUUGCGCAUCGAUAUGGCAUGCCACGAGUAACGAGCUCGUACUACUUCAUCCACUCUUCCCAGGGUCCUCCGAGCGAUGCACAAGGCAAGAUUGCCCCCGUUCAGAUUGACGAAAACGGGACCUGUCGCUUACCAUGGAUCUGUGAACAUCGAUGGCCGGUAGUGAGAAAGAUGGUUUACUUCCGACAUGUUACCAACGGAACGGGCGUUCGGGCGUGGGUUGAUAAUGGCCAAAAUCAGAUAGGUUUCUGCCGUGAUCGGGUUGGAUUUGUGGCAUUUAAUGCCGAGAUUUCACUGACACUCAAGGCGAAUCUGUACACGUGCCUGCCGGAAGGACGCUAUUGUGAUCUGAUCAAUAGCACGCACGACAAGCUGGUUGCGGAUGGAACUUGCUCUGGAGGAACUGUCAAAGUAGCAGCUAAUGGUCAGGCGGAAAUUUUUAUACGCACUAAUCUCGACGAACCAUUUAUUGCACUAUUGAAAACUUUCAAACCAUAA
Molecule: messenger RNA, 1533 nt
Organism: Anopheles funestus (African malaria mosquito)
Lineage: Eukaryota; Metazoa; Arthropoda; Insecta; Diptera; Culicidae
Product: alpha-amylase A-like
Exons: 1
Coding region: 1-1533 (510 amino acids)
Biological process (GO): carbohydrate metabolic process
Molecular function (GO): alpha-amylase activity; cation binding
Source: RefSeq, a predicted model, not a curated record